Sclerotinia borealis F-4128 is the source of this 2070-nucleotide messenger RNA. The record is from the annotation of a GenBank genome assembly. NCBI's taxonomy places the organism in Eukaryota, Fungi, Ascomycota, Leotiomycetes, Helotiales, Sclerotiniaceae.
AUGCCGGCAGAUAGACUCCUUACAACUGUGUUACGCGCAUACCAAGGGGUGCCGGAUCUAGGGCAGACGGACAGGAUCCUCGGGACAACUACCUCACUACUUACCACUCUUACAAACCCAUUGAAUAUAAGUCUUCUCACGUCACAUCUUCUCACGGCACCUGCUAUAUGGAAUAAUGCGGAUGGUCUUCGAAUAUGUCUCCGAAUUAUCAGUGUCUUCAACACCGCCGCCAUCACGGUGCACCAAAAUGAAUUAGAAGGUCAUAACGAACAACGACCAUAUGAUGCAUAUCAACCUCGCAAAGGGGGCGGGAUUGGUUCUGACGAUUGGGCUCGAGCUGUGAUUAGAGGUGCAGAUGAUAGGUCGCCAAGAUGGCAGCAUCUUCUUGUGAUUGCAGGAGUGUUGCUGGGCAUGGAAAGCGGAAGGAGGCAUGGGCUCUCAGGAAGUCUUAGAAGCACACUUGAACGAGCAUUAGUUACGGCGGCAAAUUUAGCAUUGGAAGAUCCGACAAGAGAUGGAAUUCUCGCUGCAGAAUCCAUUGUACUAUCUCUCAAUCACGCAUUUCCCUUGUUGUCGGACGGAGUUCGUGCAGGCCUGAAUUAUGAUGAUUUGGUUAUGAUAAUGGUAAGGACGGUGACUGCGAUGGAGGGCUAUCGGGAUGGUAUAUUUUUACAAUAUAUUGAUGCGGAUAUCAUACAAGUGUCGGGAGAUCAAUUUGAUUGGUCGUCUAAAUCCACCUCUUUUCUGGAACUACAAAAACAAGCAUCAAGCCCUAUACUUUCGUCCAUGGGGCCACUAUCAAGGCUGAUUGCGCAUGCGAUCGAGAACAUGAGUAACUCUUUACUAGCAAUAGAAAUCCGAGAGCACCUCCUUUCCUUCACAGGUAGACUUCUAGAAGGCUGGAAGAGGAACAAGUUAUCGGAGAUUGAUUUAUCUGAGGAAGCGACAUUUCUGACUCCUGAAACUCUUCAAAUGACCGCACCAGUUUUAUGGCAAAUAUUGAAGAGCGCAAUGUUUGCUACCGUAGUGAUUCUACAGGGCAUCAUGGGAAGGACGUUGGUUGAUCCCAUCCUAUCGACAAAACGUCUUGCUGCAUUAGGGGCUUCAGAAACACUCAUCAUCCUUGGAAACAUUCACUUUAUCUCGUCUCGACUUGGCUCAAAUGCUUUCUCUGCAUAUGUGUUCGUCAAUUUAUCGUCUAUCGACAUCUUAUCUAAUUAUCCCCUCGAGUCAAGAGAGCUUCUCAAGGCAAUAUACCCUACGCAAGCCGGCGAGAUUCCAGCUAGCCCGUUGCAGCGCAACCACGAUCUAUUCUACCUUAAUACUUGCGAGCACUUAACUAGUAUCCUUAGUCCACCUGAUAACGAAAGCUUGAUUAUCGGUGUGGCAGCUCCUUACCUCAGCCCAACAGCUCAUCCUGGCUUCUUGGAAAUCUUCGAAGCUGCGCAUAGUGCUGUUCUUGCAGUACUGUCAGCUCCUCAAAACAUAAAAUUGACGGCCAGAUUCAUCCCAACUUACGUCAAUGCUCUCUUCAAUUCAUUCCCCAACAACUUAUCUCCUAGACAAUUCCGUUUCGCAUUUAAAUCUUUAAUACAUAUUACCACCUCGCCUACACCCCUCACAACUGCUGAGCCAAUGCUAGCAGAAACUCUCCUAGAAAUGCUCCAUCACCGCGCGGUUCACGCGCCUACAUCACCAUUACCACAAUCGAUAUAUAUGAGAGAUACUGCCAGUCAACAAGGUAGCCAAGCGCCACUCUCUGAACAAGCCAUCCUCAUGCUCACAUUAUUGGACACUUUGCCUAAUCUUCCUCUCGAUGUUCUAGAAGCUUGGCUACCAAUAUCUGCCGACCUCUUGAAUACCAUCGAGGAUAACUACAUGCGCGAACACUGUAAAGCGAGAUUCUGGGAAGUGUUGGAGAGUGGAGAGAUGGAUGUGGAGAGGAGUGCGGUGUGUGUAGGAUGGUGGAGUACUUGGGGUGGUAGAGAUCAAAUAUUAUUUGGGAGGGAAACGAUCGAUAAUGUACCGUGUAUGAGUGGAGGAUUGGGAGAGGUUAGAAGUAGGUUGUGA